This is a messenger RNA of Nicotiana tabacum (common tobacco), 2921 nucleotides long. The record is from RefSeq and is a predicted model, not a curated record. Lineage: Eukaryota; Viridiplantae; Streptophyta; Magnoliopsida; Solanales; Solanaceae.
UCUGCGCUGCCAGAAAUGCUCGAAGCCUUUUAUAGCAUUUGAUAUAGGUUCUCAAGGCGUCCCUCCUGGACCCAAAUGGAGUCAGCCUGCAUUUCAGGAUGUGCCCCUUAAAUCUAAUCGCAACCAGUCUUUUGUGCAGAAAGAACUUCCUAACCAAGGAACCUCGAAAAUGACUGCAGGAAGUGCUGGGUUUCCACCUACCCGAACUGGACCCCAACAGGGUCCAGAGAUAUGCAGAGGAAAGACUGCUCCAGUGUUUGAGGAUAUGAGAACCAAACGAAAGGAUGAAAAGCGAACAGGUGGUAUGAGAGAAGGAGCUGCAAUGCCAAAGGUGGAUCGCAAAAGCAGGAAAAGGGGUCGGAAGCAGACAGUUGAAUCGAGUGAAAGCUCUGAUACUUCAACCAGUGUCGAGACAGAAGAUGUGGAGUUUGAAAAUGGAAACAAUCCACCUGCUGGACAAGGAACUGGACUUGAUGCCUAUGGCUCUAGGAGAUCAUCUCGGCGUCGGCAGAAUGUUUCAUACAAUGAAGGUGUAAGUGAUGAUGAGAAUGAUUUGGCAAGCCCUCUGAAGAAGGCGCGGUCUAACCAGUCAGCUGGAGAUAGUAAACCUCUGCAGAAAGAAGCUGUUGGUGGUGAUAAUCAAAGACAUGCAUGUGCAACUAGGCCGUGCAGUAAUUCUGUGGAAAGAUUAAAUCAAAAUGGAGUGGGCUGUCCUGAAAGGGAUGUGCAAACCAACAAUUUUAAAAUUGCGACAGUUAAUGGACAGGCUUCCGGACCGCCAUCAGGUGGUGCCAAAAAUAUUGAACUUCUUGUUGAUUCUGAUUCCGAACCAGAUACCAUUUCUGAUAGUAAUCCUGCACAGGUGUAUGAUUAUCCUGAUCCUGAAUUCAGUGAUUUUGACAAGCAUAAAGCAGAAAAUCGCUUUGCUAUUGACCAAAUCUGGGCUUGCUAUGAUACGGAUGAUGGUAUGCCAAGAUUCUAUGCCCACAUUAGGAAGGUAUCCAGUCCUGAAUUUAAUGUGAUUUUCAGUUGGCUCGAGGCUCAUCCAGAAGAUCAAGGAGGCAGAGCUUGGGUCAGGGCAGAGUUGCCUGUUGGCUGUGGGAAAUUUAAACGUGGGUGUACUGAUUCCACUUCUGAUCGACUUACAUUUUCUCAUCAAGUUCCGUGCGAAAUGGGCAAGAGAGGUUUGUACGUUGUAUAUCCUAGGAAAGGGGAAACGUGGGCCCUUUUCAAGGAUUGGGAUAUUUGUUGGACCUCCGAUCCAAAGAACCAUAGGAAGUACAAGUAUGAAAUUGUGGAGAUUCUUUCUGAUUAUGUUGGGGAUGUUGGUGUCCAAGUUGGUUACUUAGAUAAAGUGACUGGUUUUGUUAGCCUUUUCCAGCGAACAAGGAUUACUGUGUCUGCUACAUUCUUUGUAAAGCCAAAUGAACUUUACAAGUUCUCUCAUCGAGUUCCCUCUUUCAAAAUGACUGGAACUGAACGAGAGGGUGUACCAGCGGGAUCGUUUGAACUUGAUCCUGCUUCCCUACCCCUUGAUCCAGAUGAUAUUUGGUACCCUGGGAAAGUUAAGGAAGAAAGCAGGACUUCAAAUUCUCAACCUAUAGAAGAAGUUUUGUUUGCUGUUCCCCCUGGAACUAGAGACAAAUCCAGGACAUCCGAGAAUGCAACGAUAUCUCUGAAGUCUGGGGACUUGAAAGGCAUCCAUGCUACUGAUGGUGAGUCUGCUAAGAUUCGAAAAUCUGCUAGAGGAGUGAACAACUCUGAGAAAAAGCAAAAUAAGAUGAGCUCUCUUUCUGCCAAUGACAAUCCUUCCACUGAUUUUGAUGAUAAUUGUGUUAAAAAGAACUGUCACUCAAGUCCCAGCAUACCAAGUCAUUUGUCAUGUCAAGCUGAUGAAGUGUUGCAUUCACCCACAAAGAGCUUUGGUCUCGGCAACUCCUCUGGAAGCUCCAAAAAUCCAAUAACUUUAUCAGAUGAAAAAGGUUCUGAAGAAGUUUUUUGUGAUUUUAGGAUGGACAGAUCUAUGGGGAAGUUUCAAGUAGAUCAGGUAUGGGCUCUUUAUGGUCAAAAUAGUACAUUGCCAAAGACUUAUGCUCAGAUUAAGAAGAUUGUUCCUUCGCCAUUCAAAUUGCAUGUAGUCCUUCUUGAAUCUAGUGCAGGUCGUAAAAAUGCUCCUCAGACUGUUUGUGGAACAUUCAAAGUCCAGAAUGAAAAAUGUCAAGUCGUUGAGCCUAGUACCUUCUCACACGUGGUGAAAACAGUCUCUAAUAAUAGGAACAGGUUUGAAAUCUAUCCAAGAGAAGGAGAGAUUUGGGCACUCUACAAGAACUGGAAAAAAUCAGGUUUGGAUCCAGACAAGUUUGAGUAUGAGAUAGUGGAGGUCAUCGAGAAUUCAAAAGACCGGAUAAAAGUUUCAUCCAUGGUGCGUGUGAAUGGUUUCAAGUCAGUCUUCAGGUCUCUAAGAAAACAAAGAUUGAAUCCUGCUAUUCUAGAAAUAAAAAAAGAUGAGUUCGGGAGAUUCUCUCAUCAGAUCCCUGCAUUUCAGCUGACUGGGGAAAAAGGAGGGGUUUUAAUAGGCUGCUGGGAGCUUGAUCCUGCUUCAGUGCCAUGUUCCCUAUAAAGUGUUGCACCAAUUAUAGUGUGAUGAGACUCAAAUGUGAAUUGGUUCUCCUGGAUCUUGGCAGUGAAAUCUUCCUCUCUGUUGCUCCAUAUCAUCAGUUUAUUGCUCGAUGGUUGCAUGACCUGUAGACAUGACAGAUUCUUCAGUCUUUUGCUUUACUUCGCUAGAAUUCAUUGUUAAGUGUAAAUCUUAAGAUUGUUCGCUACAUUUAAUAGGAUAGUUGACAUUUUGCUUGAAUCAACUUUUAAUUGCUGUAUGUUUGCAACAGCAGCUAUUAAUAUAAAUUGGUCCUUUGCUCUAA